AUGAUAUAUAAAGAUCUCACAGGAUUAGUCGUUGCACUGGCAAGGUCGCGUGCGUUUGUUAGUUACGGUCAGCAAGGUAUUACGACGUCUGUAGUUUCAUACUACCGUUGGGUAUCUCGAAUCAGUUCCAGUAGUGGAAAACCAUAUUAUGUUAAUACAGUUACAAAUGAGUCACAAUGGGAAUUUCCUCAGCACCCAGUAAUAUCAUCUACAAAUAAAGUACGAUGCUUACAUUUACUGGUGAAGCACAAUGAAUCUCGACGUCCUUCAUCUUGGAAACAACAGAAUAUCACUCGAUCUAAAGAUGAAGCCUUAAAUUUAAUAAAAAAAUACAAACAACAAAUUGAAUCUGGUGAAUAUACAUUUGAAGAACUUGCCCGAACUGAAAGCGAUUGUAGUUCAGCUCAUUCUGGCGGUGAUUUAAAUUUCUUUAGUCGUGGUCAAAUGCAAAAGCCAUUUGAAGAUGCUGCAUUUAAAUUAGAAAUUGGUGAAAUGUGUGGUCCUGUAUAUACAGAUUCUGGAAUUCAUUUAAUCAAACGAAUUGCAUAA
This is a messenger RNA of Schistosoma rodhaini, 549 nucleotides long. The record is from the annotation of a GenBank genome assembly. Lineage: Eukaryota; Metazoa; Platyhelminthes; Trematoda; Strigeidida; Schistosomatidae.